CACGGAAGUAGUUUGAAGUGUGUAGCAAAAGAAAACGCAAGAAGGACCAACUGAGAGCCUGCUCUGUAAAGUGCUGGUCCUCUGAACCUGGUGGGAUUGCCACGACAUGCCCCUGAGAAGAUGGGACAGGCUCUCUGCAUAUGCUCUCGGGGGACCUUCACCAUCGACAGCAAGAAAUACUACUUCAUCCAGAAACUAGAUGAGGGUGGCUUCAGCUACGUGGACCUGGUGGAGGGGGCUCACGAUGGGCGCUUCUACGCGCUGAAGCGCAUCCUGUGCCACGACCGCGAGGGCCGGCAGGAGGCCCAGACCGAGGUGGAGAUGCACCGGCUCUUCGAGCACCCCAACGUCCUGCGCCUCACCGCCCACGCCUUCACGGAGCGCGGCGGCAAGACAGAGGCCUGGCUACUGCUGCCCUACAUCAACAAGGGGAGCCUGUGGUCGGUGCUGGAGAAGCUGCGAGACAAAGGCGGCUCCAUGGCCGAGAGCCGCAUCCUCCUCCUCUUGAAAGGGAUCUGCGAGGGCCUCAAGGCCAUCCACGACAAAGGCUACGCACACAGGUUGGCUCAUCACACUCACAAAGCUAUUGAUUUGCUCUGCUGCUGACCCCCUUCAGCCGCAGCCUUCACUCUUGAAUGCCAAGUGUUCUCUCUCUGAGCUUUUGGCGGAUUCUAUCUUAUUCGGUUCGA
Engraulis encrasicolus (European anchovy) is the source of this 689-nucleotide messenger RNA. RefSeq names its product serine/threonine kinase 16 (gene stk16). Gene Ontology annotation, molecular function: protein serine/threonine kinase activity; ATP binding. Lineage: Eukaryota; Metazoa; Chordata; Actinopteri; Clupeiformes; Engraulidae. The record is from RefSeq and is a predicted model, not a curated record. Gene Ontology annotation, biological process: protein phosphorylation. Bases 121 to 606 code for a protein of 161 amino acids. Gene Ontology annotation, cellular component: cytoplasm; Golgi apparatus. The transcript is spliced from 4 exons.